This is a messenger RNA of Cyprinus carpio (common carp), 4021 nucleotides long. RefSeq names its product desmocollin-2-like. Gene Ontology annotation, molecular function: calcium ion binding; cadherin binding. Lineage: Eukaryota; Metazoa; Chordata; Actinopteri; Cypriniformes; Cyprinidae. Gene Ontology annotation, cellular component: apical part of cell; catenin complex; postsynaptic density. Gene Ontology annotation, biological process: regulation of axonogenesis; brain development; cell-cell junction assembly. Bases 135 to 2924 code for a protein of 929 amino acids. The record is from RefSeq and is a predicted model, not a curated record. The transcript has 16 exons.
AAGCCUUCCAGAGCUUCUCAAGCUAAGGAAGUCAGGGACAAAGCAUAGUUUAGUGUACUCAAGACUAAACAUUAGGUCCCAUUGGUAUAAAAAGUGAGAGGCUAUGCCACACCCAUAUUAAAGACUUCAAUGGCAUGAGAGCCACACCGCACCCAGAGGACUUUAUCCGAGCACGUCUGUCAGAUACACGCAGUGUAACGUUAGUGGAGUCCAGAGAAAUUCGACACACACACAGCAGGAUGUAUGAACGCGCGCUGUUCCCUCUCUGCCUGCUUACUUUGGUGCUGAUUCAGAGCGCUGCGUCUUGUGAGUUGAGGCCUGUGCUUGUUCAGGUUCCUAAGAGGCUGCCCGCCGGUUAUGUCAUCUCCGAAAGCAAGGAAGAAUUGAGUCUCAAAGGCUGUGCGGCCAAACCUGUGGCCUUUACUUCCAGUGACCCUGACUUCACUGUGAACACAGAUGGAACCAUUAUCACAGUUCAUGGUUUGGAGAUUACAACAAAGCGUUUUUCUGUACUGGUGCAGGAUGAGAAUGGAAUGGAUUGGAGGGUGGACAUAAUCCUGUCCUGUAAAGAUGAGGCAUCUCAGAAGUCUAGCAGUGCGGCUCGCAAGCGCAUUAAGAGAAGAUGGAGACCGUUGCCCUUCUCUUUAAUUGAGAAUGACAGGCCUCCAUUCCCAAAGGAAGUGGAGAUGAUUGCAUCUGAUUCUUCAGCAACUUACUCAGUGUAUUAUGAAAUCAGUGGGCAGGGUGUUACUUUAGAUCCUGUGGGCCUAUUCACUCUAAACAAGCAAACUGGCAUGAUAAGUGUGACCAGGGCCGUCGACCGUGAGCAGUACCCACAAUUCAAUUUUACCGCUCGUGUGUUUGACUUAAAUGGCAAAGAAAGGGAUGAAUCUCUGCCUAUCACUGUGAAUGUGGAUGAUGUAAAUGAUAACGCCCCUGAAUUCAUUGGAAGUCGAUUCUUCACUGUAGAAGAACGGUGCAGGGCAGGUACUAGAAUAGGAAAAGUGAAUGCCACAGAUAAAGAUCAGCCAAAUACCUCCCACACCUUGAUCAAGUUUACUCUGCUAAACUCUACUAACAUGUUCUCCAUUGAUCCUUCUACCGGAGAAAUAACUGCUAAAACCAACACCUUAGACAGAGAGGCUCAGGACAAAGUCUACGUUGAAAUAGAGAUCAGCGAUAUGGGCGGUGCUCCUAAUGGGCUCUUCAGCAGAGGAACAUUUGUGAUUACUCUCACAGACGUUAAUGAUAACCCUCCUACCUUUAAAGAGAAGUUGUACAAGGCCAAGGUUCAAGAGAACCAAGAAAAUGUGCUAGUUACUAGGAUACCAGUGGAAGAUAAGGACUUAGUAAACACCCCCAACUGGAAGGCCCUGUUUGAGGUCACAAAAGGAAACGAGAGUGGGAACUUCAGGAUGGAGACAGACCCCAAAACCAACGAGGGGCUUCUGUAUGUGAUAAAGGGAUUGGAUUUUGAAAAAACUCCACUGGUGAAGCUGGAAAUAACUGCCCGUAAUGAGGUUCCACUGGUUGGGACUGACACUAAAUGGCUCACUGUGCCACUCGAGCUCAGUGUGGGAGAUGAAGAUGAAGGACCAGAGUUCAACCCUAGCAUUCUAUAUCUCAAAGUCAAGGAGAAUGUCCCCAAUGGAACCGUCAUUGGAACCUAUAAAGCUCUGGAUCCAGAAAAUAAGAAUAGUGAUGGAAUAAAGUACUAUAAGAUGACUGACCCAGGCAACUGGAUCACUGUGGUGGAGAACACUGGAGAGUUGAAAACAGCCAAUACUAUAGAUCGAGAAUCACCUUUGGUCCACAAGGAUAUGUACAACAUAACCAUCAGAGCUGUGGAUGAGAGUAAGAAGACAGGAAAAGGGAUGGUUAUAAUCCAGAUCGAAGACGUGAAUGAUAACAUACCUGUGAUUCCGGGCAAAGACCUGAUCAUGUGUAGUAAGGGCGAUACCCUGGGCUCUGUUCUGGUUGAAGCCGUGGACAUGGACAAGCCACCUUACUCUACUCCCUUCCUUUUCGAAUUUGGAGCAGAUCAUGAUGGGAAGUGGAAACUGAAGGAUGCUACAGAUUCCUCUGUGGUGCUGGAACAGGCUGUGGCCAUGCCCAACGGUCUCUACAGUGUUCCUCUCUUGGUGAAGGAUCUGCAGGGAUUCGGGAAAGAGCAGACAGUGAAUGUGCGAUUGUGCACUUGUGAGAGGGAGGACAAUGGAGGAAUAUGUGGGGCUCGGAGCGCCUCUUCCUCUUUGGGCAGUUUGGGAAUCCUUGCCUUAGUUCUCUCUGGCCUGCUGCUGCUACUUUUAAGUCUGUUGCUCAUCUUCAUAUGCAGCACUAAGAGAGAAAAGCUUUACAUCAGUGAUGACACAGGAACAGGUGGAAUGCUGCUGAAAUCCAACACUGAGGCUCCUGGUGAAGAAGUGAAAGAUGGAGCUUUGAUGUUGAUUCCUGGGGCAGAGGUAGUGGACGGGUCACAACAGAGCGGCCUCAUGGAAAGUAAGAACAUGACUUCAGCUUCAGGGCGCUACGGGCAGUCCUUUUUCCAGGGAGGAGGCGUGUACAACACCACCACUCAAGAGUUUGGGACAGAGAAGUUCUACUCAUCUGGACGCUAUGAUAACAACAUGUACGGCAACGCCACGAUACAGAAACUCUCCAAUACAAAUACUCUGGACACAUGGAAAACCAACGGGCGCUACUUGGACAGAAAACUGGCUUACUUGGGAGACGAGGAGGAAGGGCGGUACGCGGAUGACCUGCUGAAGACUUAUGGGCAUGAGGGGAUGGGAUCUCCUGCAGGCUCUGUAGGAUGUUGUAGCCUCGUGGCCGAACAGGAAUCACUGGAAUUUUUGAACACUCUCGGCCCCAAAUUCAGACCACUGGCUGACGUCUGCUACACCACGAAUCGAACCGGAAACUAAAAUGAGACUGAGAUCAGAGAGUACUGAAUGCUGUUUGCCAGGUGCCUUCAAAGCACACUGCAGAAAAUCAUGUUCUUAAUCAGUAUUCUUGCAUCGUUUUCUAGUAAAAAUAUCCAAAUGUCCUUUAAAUUAUGCAAGACCAUUUACUGAAUGUUAAGUCUAUUUUUUGGUUGUUUAAAUUGAUUUUUCUUGUUUAAAUGUAAAUCUCACCAAAUAUUAUUAGAUUUAUGCUCGAAACUAAAAUUCAUGUUAAACAAUAACCUUAACUCCAUGAUAUAUAUUCUCUAAAAUGAGUCUUAGUAUCUCAGUUUUGCUUCUUAAGUAAAUUUACCAAGUUUUGAGGAUAUUUAGUUAUUUUUACUGGAAAACGAGACAAAAAUGCUGAUUUAGAAAACUAUUUUUAAAGUACAUGCCUUUCUGUUAACUUUUGUAAGUUGAGUUUUUAAGUGUGUGAAUGAUGCAAAUAAGCUUUUCUGUAAUUGUUUUGCUUUACUUUGCAAACCUCUUCCUCGCAGAGCUGAGGAAGGACAGUUUUAAUAUAAGUAUACAGAAGAGACAUUAUUUUCUCCCUGAUCGAUUGCAGUUUUCAGCCGUGUGAAGUAUUAACUGAGUCUAUAUUUACAAGACCAUGAUGAAGUGUGCUCAUAAACAUUUUUGGGGCAGCGUGUGGAAUUCAGAGCGCUCUUCAGCUCCAAAAGCACUUACACACGACAUCAGCUCUGGACACUGAACUCAUCCUUAGGCCAUGAUGUAUUACUGGAGUUUUUGUGUUAUUUUCUUACAACAUUGAACAGUAUAGUUGCUAUAGGGAUUUUUCAUUUCAUUGAAAAUAAACCAAAUAUUUUGUAUGUAAGUAACUUUAUGCUUUAAAUGAAGAUAGAGGUGAAAGGUGAAAGAACAGGUAAAUUUGGGAAAAACUACAUUUUUUUAUCUCUUUGAUAUUAGUUUUGUUCUAACAGCACAUUUUAAGAUUUUUUUUUUUUUUUGUAUUUGUGGUAAAUAUUACAAACAUAGCAGAUGUUUAGAGGGUUGUUCUGAUUUUAAACUUAAAGGGAUGCUCUUUGUAAAUAUUUCAAUAAAACUGAUUACAGACCCCA